Molecule: messenger RNA, 771 nt
Organism: Microthlaspi erraticum
Lineage: Eukaryota; Viridiplantae; Streptophyta; Magnoliopsida; Brassicales; Brassicaceae
Source: the annotation of a GenBank genome assembly
AUGGCGUUGAACGUCAUAACUUCUGGGCGUGUAUCUUCAGCCACAUCUUUGACCUUCGCUUCCACCGUUAGAGCCUUCGUCAAAACCACUCGAUUUGCUUCCUCUCCGUCGCAUCUUAAUCUCCUCAAUCGUCCUUCCGUCUCCUCCCCUUCGUCAUUUUCUCGUAGCUUCCACCGUGGUCGUAUUGUGGCGAUGGCUUCCCCUGCUCCUGGAUCAGUUAACAAGCCUGAGGAAGAGUGGCGAGCGAUUCUGUCUCCUGAGCAAUUCAGAAUUCUGAGGCAGAAAGGCACUGAGUAUCCAGGAACAGGAGAAUAUAACAAAGUAUACGACGAAGGCAUCUACUCUUGUGCUGGAUGUGGAACUCCUCUGUACAAAUCCGCAACCAAAUUCGACUCCGGUUGCGGCUGGCCAGCUUUCUUUGACGGAAUCCCCGGUGCCAUAAACCGAACCGCUGAUCCAGAUGGGAGAAGAAUCGAGAUCACGUGUGCAGCUUGUGGAGGACAUCUAGGUCAUGUGUUCAAAGGAGAAGGCUUCCCUACGCCUACCGAUGAACGACAUUGUGUCAACAGUGUCUCUCUCAAGUUCGCACCAGGGAACCCAACACUCUUGCUAGUGAGGGUUGAAAUUGGGCGCGCCUUCAAGCGUGAUGGUCAAGAUUUGAGAGAGGAGCUCUUGAAGCUUGGUACUAUCUUGAGGCACACCAUAAAUCCUAAAUAUGCUGCACAACCUCUCAAAGCAUUUGGUUUUAUGGGAGGAGAGUGGAUUGCAUAA